UUGUCUGCCAUGUCAUCAAAGGAGGACGAGCUUGUCGACUUGCAGAAGCGGUUCUCGCUGCUGCAGGGCGACCUGAAGGCCUAUGUCGAGGCUGCUAUGUGGACCCAGAGCCACAACUCGGAAACGAUCAAGGCGCUGCGGGCCGAGAACAAGAAGCUCCGCGACGACCUUGGCCGCGUGCGCAAUCUUGAGGACAAUUACUCGAUGACUCAAAGCCUCAAGGAAGAGGUCAAGCGCGCUGACAAGGCCCAGGCUGCGCUCCGCAAGCGGCACGAUCUCAAGCACGCAGAAGCCGACCGCAUGGACUCACGCCUCGAGUCGCUCAAGGACCGACUGGAGGUCAUGUCCCGCGAGGCGGCACGUGCGCUCAACCACGACUCGAGCGAGUCGCAGGCCAUUCGCCGGCUGGAGAACCGGCUUGACAAGGCCAUGAUCAAGUACAACGAGGCCAUGUCCAUCCGCAAGACCUACGAGCAGAUCAAGCAGCGACUCGAGGAGGAGCGCCUCGGCUUUGACAACCAGCUGGCUGCCAUCGAGCGAACGCUCGAGACCAAGGAACAAGAUCUUGGUGAGCUGAUUAUGAUGCAGCGCGACGCAGUCCACGCCCGCGACGUCGCCAAGUCCGAGCUCGAGCGGUUCGAGUCGAUGAUCGAGGCCGAGCGCGCCGCCAAGGAGCGUGAGAAGCAGGACAAGGUCGAGCUGGUCAAUGCCAAGGAGGAGAAGAUGGCUGCCCUGGAGCGCCGCCAGCGCCAGAUUGAGCUCGAGGCUGCAUCGUCCGACUCGGAGUCAGAGAACGCAGAUCAGGCUGCGGCCGACGCACGCCUGCUCGAAGAGCAGGAGCGCAAGAUUGCUACCUACGAAGAUGCCUUCCGUCAGAUCAAGGAGGCGACCGGCGUCGCUGACGUCAACGAAGUCAUCAAGAAGUUUCUCACACAGGAGGCGACCCACAAGUCGCUGGAGGCGUCCAAGAAGCAGGCCGAGGCCCGACUUGACGAGCUCCGCCACGAGAAAACCAAGCUCGCGUCGCUGUAUGAGGAGCUGCGGUUUGCUGGGACCGGCGAUCGCGGGACUGCCGAGUCGGUUGCUGAGUUUGAGGCCAACCUUGCCGAGUCAACUGCAAAGAUGGAGCGGAACCGGACCAAGUUUAAUCUCAUUGCCGACGCGCUGCUCGAGGCAAAGUCGGGCGUCGGCCAUCUCGCCGACAUGCUCGCCGAGUACAAGUUCCCCACCAUUGCCAAGACGCCACCUAUGGCUGACGACACAGUCGUCGAGACUCUCGCCAUUGCCGAGGCCAAGGUCCUCAAGCUCCUCGAUGCGGUCGAGGAUGGCGAUAUGGUCAUGGAUGCCGACGACGACAUCCGCGCUCUCGAGACCAAGCUCGCCUCGCGCCAAGAGGCCCAGCUCCCGCCCGACAACCUGCGCGUUGCCAUUGCCCUCGACGACGAGUCUGACCUCUCCGAGGCCUCUGACGACGCCGACGCCCGGGAUGAUGUCAUGGACGACGAGUUUGUCCCGACUCGUGAGUCAAUGCGCCGUAUGGCCGACCGCCAUUUUAUGGAGGCCCAGCGCCGUCAGCGCCGCCAGCGCCGCCGCUGACUGUCACCUUAAACCAUACCAUCUCUACUC
Thecamonas trahens ATCC 50062 is the source of this 1626-nucleotide messenger RNA. RefSeq lists its product as uncharacterized. NCBI's taxonomy places the organism in Eukaryota, Apusomonadida, Apusomonadidae. Gene Ontology annotation, cellular component: cilium. The transcript is spliced from 2 exons. Bases 10 to 1596 code for a protein of 528 amino acids. Gene Ontology annotation, biological process: outer dynein arm assembly; cilium movement. The record is from RefSeq and is a predicted model, not a curated record.